Messenger RNA from Neopelma chrysocephalum (saffron-crested tyrant-manakin), 488 nucleotides. RefSeq names its product integrin alpha-5-like. Gene Ontology annotation, biological process: cell-cell adhesion; integrin-mediated signaling pathway; angiogenesis. The record is from RefSeq and is a predicted model, not a curated record. Gene Ontology annotation, molecular function: integrin binding. Lineage: Eukaryota; Metazoa; Chordata; Aves; Passeriformes; Pipridae. The transcript has 4 exons. Gene Ontology annotation, cellular component: external side of plasma membrane; integrin complex. The annotation marks the transcript as partial.
GGUGUCCCGGCCCGACGUCGUCACCAUCCCCGAGGGGGGGUGGGGCCCCGACCCCCCCCCAGCGGCUGCAGGACCUGGGACCCCCCGUGGAGCACGUCUAUGAGGUGGUGAACGAGGGUCCCGGUGCCAUCGCCGAGGGCACCCUGGAGCUCAGCUGCCCCCUGGGGCACCGCGGGCACCCCCUGCUCUACGUCACCAACCACUCGGGACCCCCCAACUGCUCCUCCAGCCACCCCAUGGACCCCCUGCGCCUGGCGGAGCAGAGCCCCGAGAGCCACGUCCUGCAGCGCCGGGACAGCGGGGACAGGAGGGACAGGAGGGACACAGGGGGGGACACCCUGGGGUGCCCCGAGGCCGAGUGUUUCCGGCUGAGCUGCCCCACGGGGGGGCUCGAGCGGCAGCAGCGGCUCAGCCUCCGCCUCAGCUUCCACCUGAGGACCCCCCCCCUGCGCCAGGUGAGACCCCCAGACCCUCCUGCAACCCUCUGA